GCGCCGGGGCUGUGGCAUGCGGCGGGGCUGAGGGCGGCGGUGCCGGCGGUGCGCGCGGUGCCGGCUGCUCGCCAUGUCCUUCGCCAUGCUGCGCCCCGCGCCCGGCCGUUACCUGUAUCCCGAGAUCAGCAUGCUGUCGGAGGACGAGGAGAACGGCAGCGAGAGCUCGGGCUCCGACGAGAAGCCCUUCCACCUGGACGCCGACGGCUUCGGCAUCAAAGCCGGCAAGAGGAGGAGCGGCAAGAAGCCCGGGCGGCUGCACCGCGAGCCCCGGCAGCGGCACACGGCCAACGCGCGGGAGCGCGACCGCACCAACAGCGUCAACACCGCCUUCACGGCGCUGCGCACCCUCAUCCCCACCGAGCCGGCCGACAGGAAGCUCUCCAAGAUCGAGACGCUGCGCCUGGCCUCCAGCUACAUCUCGCACCUGGGCAACGUGCUGCUGGUGGGCGAGGCGUGCGGCGACGGGCAGCCCUGCCACACCAGCCCGGCCUUCUUCCACCACGGCGGCGGCGGCAGCCCCCCGCCCCGCGACUCCGAGAACUCCCAGCCCAAACAGAUCUGCACUUUCUGCCUCAGCAACCAGAGGAAGCUGGUGAGUGGCUGCGUGCGAGGGUCCGAGGGGUGCGGGGAUGGGUGGGAGUGCGGUGGGACCCGAGGUUUGGGUGCGGGAGUGUGGCGGAACGCAAGGGUUGGGGUUGGGGAUGCGGUAGAAGCCAGAGGUUGGGCACAGGAAUGCAAUAGGACCCGAGGUUUGGGCAUGGAAAUGCAACAGGACCCGAGGCUUGGGCAUGGAAAUGCAACAAGACCCGAGGCUUGGGCAUGGAAAUGCAACAGGACUCGAGGCUUGGGCAUGGAAAUGCAACAGGACCCAAGGCUUGGGCAUGAGAGUGUGGCAGAACCCAAAGUUUGGGGACAGAAAUGCGUCAGAACCCAAAAUUUGCUCAUGGAAACACAGCAGAAGCCAAGAUUUGGGCAUGGAAACGUGGCACAACCCAAAGUUUGGGUAUGGAAAUCUGACAGAACCCAAGGUCCGGGUGUGGAAACACAGCACUUCCCUCCAGCAUUUGCAGAUCUGCUAGCUCCAAAGCCCAAAGAGUGAAGGAAUGGGGGAAUGGGAAAUCCUGGAGGGUUUUAGGAGCUGGAAAUGAGAGGCAGAGGGGCAGGGAUGGGUGCGCAUCCAGCGCUGUGUGGCACAGCAGCUCUGAGUGGCAGAAGGCCGUGCCUUGUGCCAGCGCUGGGUUUGGGCCCUGGGCAGUGCUGGGUGCCCACAGGGCGAUGGUUUGGUGCCCUCUAAGCAUCCCAAAGGGGGGUGGCACUGGUUGGGUCGGUGCGCCGUGCGUAGUUUGGGUUCACCAAAGGCUCUCCUUGCCUUUGGGGAAGUGCUGCAUUGCGCCGUGCUGUGCCCCUGGGCGUCACCUGGGGGUGGGCAUCACCUGCAGGCAUUGCUGCACCUGUGGGCAUUGCUGCACACGCAGGGCAGGUGCCAGGGGCGAAGCAAACCCUGCGUGGGGCUGCAUUGUGCACCCAGACCCACGGGCAGGUGAGGAGCUGGGGCAGCAGGCGGUGGAGAUGGCUGGUUGUGCGCCCCUCCCUGCCCCCCCCUUGAUGCCGGGUGGAGGAUGAAGAGGAGGAAGGAGCUGUGGAGGAUCUGGGGCUCGUGAUGCACCAAGCGGCGGCAGUGGAGCGCUCACGAGUGGACUGUGACAGCUUGAGAGCUUCCAAGCAGGAAAAGCCCAAAGCCGCUAAUCCUCCCUGCGCGCCCUUCCAGCUCUGUGGGGCCGGAGGGUCACCACAGUGAGGAUUUACACCAGCAUCCCCCCCAGUUCUGCCAGGGCCCGGAGCACCCAUGAGGAAAGGAUGCUCUGUGGUUCCCCCUCCCCGACCUUCAUGCGAACAGAAGCUGCAGGUGGAGGGGGGAGAUCCCACAGAGGCGGGAGGGGAAGCUUCCGCUCCCCUCGGAAACCUCCAGCGCUCUCCUCUGUCUCCAAAGCAUCGCCAACUUUGCACCGAUUCCUCUCAGUCCUCAUUGCUGCAGCUCUUGUCGGGAGCAAACCCCCUCCCCCAGGAGCAGGAUGUAUCUAUUCCUGCAGUAACUCUGGACAGACCCCCCCAGAUUGGUGCUCGGAGAGUUCGAGGCGCUCCAAAUACGCUCCUUUGGGGACCGAUGGGAGCAGGUCGUGCCUCUGUGCUCACCCUGCGCUGUUCUUGAGGGUGAAAUGAUGGAAAUAAACCACCUGUGAACUGGGAUGGCACACGGAGAGGGGAUGGAGACGCACCUCCCAACACGAGGCAGCCCCCGGCCCCACCAACACUGCACAAAGUGGCCCCCAGGUACUGCAGGAUGCAGCCCCCAGUCCCCUGAAUACUAGACAGGAGGAAGACCCCUGCCCACGGGCACGAGAUCCCCUUUUCCAUCGCAGGAGGCAGCCCUGCACUCCUGUGCAUUGCUUGAGUCAGCUUCAAGACCCGUCCUGCUGCAUGAGGCAGCCCCCAGACCUUCGCCUGCUGCACAAGUUGGGGUAGAAACCCCUGCCUUUGUGCCUUAGCACGAUGAAGGGCAGAGACCACCCAGCCCACCACAGGAGACAAGGGAAAGACCCCUGCCCACUGCACAAGAUAGGGUGGACACCUCCCAGCCACGUUCCCAUUGCAUGAGGAAGGGCACAGACCCCUGCCCCUCACAGGAGGCAGCCCCCAGACACCUGCCCACGUGUCCGUCACAGAAUGAAGGGCACAGACCCCUGCCCAUCACAGGAGACAAAAAGAGACCCCUGCCAAUGUGCCCGCUGCACAGGACGGGGCAGAGACCCCUGCCCAUUGCAGGAGGCAGCGCCCAGCCCCUUGCCCAUGGCAGGAAUCAAGGCAGAGCCCCCUGCCCACAUCCCCCUGGCAGGAGGCAGGGCUCUGCACGCCCUGGCUGAAGCGUUCCCCGUCCAUCCAUCCCCACCCUGCAGUGCUCACUUUUCCACCAUGCCUUUCUGCUUACGUGUGCGGAUGCCGUCCCGACCAACGCGCCUUCAUGGCACAGAGUCCGGCCCUCUGCUUGGCCAAGAGGGCGUGAGGGGACAGGAACUCAGGAUGUGGGGCAGCACCAUUUCCUACAAACCCUACCCAGGUUUCAGCCACCCUGUGAGCCAGUGUCAUAUCCCAGCGUCCCGAUGCCUUCCCGCUAGGAUUUUGGGGCUGACCCCAACCCCGUCCCUCUGGGGAAAGCCCCCCUGUUUUGUUUGUUGCCAAGCAGAAACGGCGAGCAAUGGAGAGUGGAGGGCAUGGGGUGUUCCGUGCCCACAGCCUGCAGGGGCUGGGCUGUGCCAUGAGUGAGCGGGAGGGAAGUGAAACCAUUUUGGGGCAUUUGGCACACAUGUGUGUGUGUGUGUGGCACUGCCAGGCAGCAGGGAUGGGCCUGUGUCCAUGGGGCUGUGGCACAGCAGGCACUGCUGGCGCUGCAGGGUGUGCCAGGGCUCCAGGGAGCUGCGGGUGGAGGCUGUGCCACAGUGUGGGUGGUGAGCCAGAGGAGGGGUCACCUCCCUGGGAUCUUCUGGGGGUCCCUUUGUGGGUGCUGCCUGUGCCGUCCCCUCCAGGACGAAGGGAGAUGGAUGGGGACACGGUGCUGGUGGGGACAUGGGGACGUGGUGGUGGUGGGAUACCUGGUACUGGUGAGGACAGGGCUGGUGGGGACUGAGCUACUUCUGUUGGGCAAAGAGCAGAGGGAACGGCAUGGGGCAGCGCUCGGACACCCCUGGCAGGCUAAGGGCUGGGCUCCGUUUUGCCACAAAAAGCCUAAAUUCAAUGAAAUUCCCUUUGCUGAAUGCACUCAGGGCUGAGACCCUUUGUGGUGCUCUCCCCCUGUCCGCAGCCCACCCCAAAGCCCACGCUGAAGCAGAAGCACAAGUUUGAGAGGCAGCGAAAACGGGGAGGGGGCACCGAGAGCAGCUGGGAGCUCAGGGGGGUGGCAGAGGUCGCAAAUGAGAUGGGGGCCAAACCUGCCGUCAGGCUCUCGCAACCUGCACCCAGCGGCUGCCCCAGACCCCAUCCACGGGGAUGGGGACAACCCAGUGCUGGGUUUGUAGCCCAGAAAGGGCCAAAGGAGCUCAGCGUUUGCUCAGCUGGUGGUGAUGGAACCCGGUGCUCAGAGUUCUGCCCCACUGCCACAGGGAGGAUGAAUGACUCCAUUCCACAGCACAGCAGGGUGGGCACCCCUGGCGGCACCGAGCACCCGACUGCACCCAACCGAGCUCUGCCCAUUGCACCAGGAACCCUACCAGCUGGGAACCAAGUGCAGCUCCUGUCCUGUGGGUCAGGGGUGUGGGCAGCUCCUGGCAGAGCCCAAUCCUAUGGGGCACGGUGCUGGGAGCGGGGCUCAGCUCUGCCCCAGAAUGGCAACACAGUGGGACCCCGGUGCUUGAAGCAGUGCAAUGGGGCCGGGCAGCCCCUGCUGACCCCGCAGCUUCCCCACAGUAUCUGGAGAUGGGCCGGCUACGCAGCCCCAUAAUUUACUGUUCCUGCUGCACUUAAUGGCAGCGGAAAGGCAAGGUGAUAGGGGAAAAAAUAUGAGGCGGGAUUUUCCGAAUCCCCAUUUCCUCUCCAGACAGCACAAGAACUCCUGGGGCCCGAACAUCUGGGAAAUUUAAUUUUACCAUUUCGGAGCUGAACUCCCCUUCCCCUCCCCUCCCCACCCCCGGUAACAAAGGAAGAGUCAGAGCCGGGGCUGCACGUGCAGCGUGGGGGAGGCUGCACCGGCAGUGCCGCAGAGUGGCUCCGGCACAGCCAGGGCACGGCCACAAUGGAAAAGGGUGCAUGGUGCCAGCAGGAGGCACAGAGAACCAUGGAUGAACUGGGAUGGAGGGGUCCUUAAAGAUCACAGAAUUGGCUGAGUUGGAAGGGUCCUUAAAGAUCAUAGAGCCAUGGGAUGGGUUGGGCUGGAGGGGUCCUUAAAGAUCACAGAAUUGGCUGAGUUAGAAGGGUCCUUAAAGAUCGUAGGGCCAUGGGAUGCGUUGGGCUGGAGGGGUGCUUAAAGAUCACAGAAUUGGCUGAGUUGGAAGGGUCCUUAAAGAUCAUAGAGCCAUGGGAUGGAAAGGGUUGGAUGGGUCCUUAAAGAUCACAGAAUUGGCUGAGUUGGAAGGGUCCUUAAAGAUGGUAGAGCCAUGGGAUGGGUUGGGAUGCAGGGGUCCUUAAAGAUUACAGAAUUGGCUGAGUUGGAAGGGUCCUUAAAGAUCAUAGAGCCAUGGGAUGGGUUGGGAUGCAGGGGUCCUUAAAGAUCACAGAAUUGGUUGAGUUGGAAGGGUCCUUAAAGAUCACAGAGCCAUGGGAUGGGUUGGGCUGAAGGAGUCCUAAGAGAUCACAGAAUUGGCUGAGUUAGAAGGGUCCUUAAAGAUCGUAGGGCCAUGGGA
Molecule: messenger RNA, 5393 nt
Organism: Lagopus muta (rock ptarmigan)
Lineage: Eukaryota; Metazoa; Chordata; Aves; Galliformes; Phasianidae
Gene: SCX
Product: scleraxis bHLH transcription factor
Exons: 2
Coding region: 74-1102 (342 amino acids)
Biological process (GO): developmental process; regulation of transcription by RNA polymerase II
Molecular function (GO): protein dimerization activity; RNA polymerase II transcription regulatory region sequence-specific DNA binding; DNA-binding transcription factor activity, RNA polymerase II-specific
Source: RefSeq, a predicted model, not a curated record